Molecule: messenger RNA, 1274 nt
Organism: Scomber scombrus (Atlantic mackerel)
Lineage: Eukaryota; Metazoa; Chordata; Actinopteri; Scombriformes; Scombridae
Gene: thtpa
Product: thiamine triphosphatase
Exons: 4
Coding region: 83-754 (223 amino acids)
Biological process (GO): thiamine diphosphate metabolic process; dephosphorylation; thiamine metabolic process
Molecular function (GO): magnesium ion binding; thiamine triphosphate phosphatase activity
Source: RefSeq, a predicted model, not a curated record
GACGUGUAGGGGCUGCUCGGAUUGCUCUGCCGCUCAAUCUUUCAUGCCGAUUUGUCUGGAUUUAACGCCGUGACUUUGGAGGAUGAGUGUGGAAGUGGAGAGAAAGUUUUUAUGCAACGCUGACACUCUGAAAACGCUGGAGGAGAUCGGGGCAGUGUGUGUUGGUCAGCGGCAGUUUCAGGAUCAGUACUUUGACACUCCAGUGUUUGACCUCACUUUGAACGACAUGUGGCUGCGUAAGCGUAAAGGAUGCUGGGAGCUCAAGUGCCCGACGACAGCAGUCAACGGGACAGAGGAGACGAGUGGGGAACAAUCUAAAGCCGCUGCAUUGUGUAGUCGCUACAAGGAGAUAACGAAUCUGCCCGAUAUUCAGCUGAGAGUGAAAGAGGUCAUCAAAGAGGACGUGGACAGUGAAACAACAGAGAAAAUCUCAUCACAGGAGGAUGAGUCUUGGUUGGGUAUAAUGAAUCUGGUAUGCUUUGCAGAGUUUACAACAGUGCGACGGUCAUUCACUUUAGAGGAGGAGGGGGUGCAGAUUGAUCUAGACCAAGCUGACUUUGGCUACCACGUGGGAGAGAUAGAGGUCCUCAUACCAGAGGGAGGAGAUGUGCAGUCCGCCCUGGAGAAGAUUGAAAGAACAGCUCAGAAGCUGGGUCUGACUGGACAUCAACGAGUUGAGGGAAAAAUGCAUAUUUACCUUAAAAGAAAUCGCCCAGAGCACUAUGAAAAACUAGUGAGUGCACAUGUUUUGUAAGAGAUAUUCUAUGUGUGACAGCUUAAUGGUUUUUGACGUGUACAUAGUCAUAUCUGUAAAACGGAGGUAUUAUUUAUGAGAAAAGCUGAAUGAAUUUUAUUGGAAGAAAAUAAUUGUUUACAGUUUUAAAGGCACCUAAUGCUGAACAGAGAUAUACUGUUAUUUCACUGAAUCAGAAAAAUCUUGUAACAGUGUUACAAGGAUAGUUUAUAAUUGUUCUUUUUUUUUUGGCUGUAUUGUUUUUUUUCUGACAGUAAAUAAUUGUCACAUCUUUGAAAAUGCUAAAUUUUAAGAUUACUGUGAGGGGGAACUGUGGAAUUUAUGAAUCUGCACAACUCAAACUGAGCCCAGAUCGCAAGACAUUUGAGUCAGAAAACAGCAAAAGACCCUUGAAAGAUUUCAUGCUGUUUCAUUGUUGUUUUAAUUUAACUAGGCUUUUUGUGUCCCUACAGUUAUGUAUUUUUUGGCUGUAACAUGGACAAUGUGAGAAUAACAAUAAAUACUCAUGCGAUGAUUAAUG